This is a messenger RNA of Naegleria fowleri, 843 nucleotides long. RefSeq lists its product as uncharacterized. The coding region runs from base 1 to 843 and encodes 280 amino acids. Gene Ontology annotation, molecular function: protein binding. Lineage: Eukaryota; Heterolobosea; Eutetramitea; Acrasida; Naegleriidae. The record is from RefSeq and is a predicted model, not a curated record. The transcript has a single exon.
AUGCACGAGAAGAAUCAUCAACCACACAAGAGCUAUGUGAGAAUUGAAAACAACUUGGAUAAUACUCCAUUUGAUCAUGAUGGAUUUACAUUCAUUGAAGAGAGAAUUAUUGACAAGAGUGGAUCACCUCCAUGUGACUCGAAUCAAUUCACUCCGAUCAAUCAUGAUGGAGAAUGGUACAUUCGUGUAUCACUCCAUGAGGAAGAAGAAUUAUCGGAAUGGUUCAUCCACCGUCAAAAGCAAAAUCCUAAUAUUACCAAUCAUUUACUGGUUGACAAUUCAAAAUGUUUAUUCGAAAAGAUGGAAGAAUUUCCAUUGCCAUUCUCAUCUCUCAUCAACGAAGGGGUAACCAUUCGGAAACAUCCUUUCAAAAAUUGGUCUGUUUUUUCGAAUGAAAGUAUUUCAAAAGGACAAUUUAUUGCUGAAUAUGUUGGAAUUGUUCAACCAAUCAUCACAAUAAGAGAUGGACAUUUGAACACACCUUAUUCCCAUAGCAAUGAGUAUACCUUCUCAUUGAAAAAUAUGGAACAAGUUGAGAUUGAAACUCAUGAAUUAUGUGGAAAAUAUUAUGGAAAUUUUACUUCAUUCAUUAAUCAUUCAUGUAAUCCCAACGUGAUAGCAUUCCAUGUUUUGAAAGUUGAACGAAAAGAAACUACUUUACAUAAUAAUGAACCUACCAUAACAUUUACGAUUAAGGAAAAUCUUCAUGUACCUCAUGUCUAUUUAUUUGCUAAACGUAACAUUGAAAAGGAUGAAGAACUCACUCUCGAUUAUGGACACGAAUAUGUUGAGCAUGUCAUGAAUGGAAAGUGUUUGUGUGGAUCCAAGUAUUGCAGGUAUUAA